Molecule: messenger RNA, 3031 nt
Organism: Strongylocentrotus purpuratus (purple sea urchin)
Lineage: Eukaryota; Metazoa; Echinodermata; Echinoidea; Camarodonta; Strongylocentrotidae
Exons: 6
Coding region: 644-1888 (414 amino acids)
Biological process (GO): netrin-activated signaling pathway
Cellular component (GO): membrane
Molecular function (GO): netrin receptor activity; protein binding
Source: RefSeq, a predicted model, not a curated record
ACUAAUACGUGAUACAAAUUUUGCUGAGAAACCGCCUACUGAUAUAUUUGGUAAAUUGUUAUAUCUAUUUGGACUUGAUAGAUAUCAUGCACGUGUUGCGUAGUCCCAUAGUCAUCUUUCUGUGUACAGUGCUUGUAACUUUACCGUGACUGGGCCACAUUUCUUAGCAUUUUGAUGAUUCCAGAACCUUGCAGUACACACCAAUACUUAUAUGCUAGAUGAUCAACCUUUUCUGAUCGAUUCCACUGCAUUUCUUUCACAAUGCAAUCGCAUGACCAUAACUGGUCUUUAUAUUUAAUGGCCAUUAGACCAAAUAAUGAGUAGACAUAAAAUUGAUUAUAAGAGCAUGUGGAUUGUAGACGGGCUAGGUGUAGACCAUAUGGGAAUAGACUUAUUGGGUGGUGGACGAAUUGGUUGUAAUCCGAACAGCAAUAAAAUUUGGAGUGGAAUUUAUUAUUAUUAUUAUUAUUAAUAAACCGUGACAUGGUCGCAGAUAAGUCUUUAUGGGAAUGUCCGUCACUGUAUCCCAGAUACUUUACUGAUUCAGCCAAUUUGAAGAGCCUACCGGUAUAUCUAUGAGAAUUUCAAGUUUUAAAAAAUUACAAUUAUAUUACCAGAUGAAGUCAAUGUCGUACCAAUCAAGAUGGAAUGUUGUAAGAGAGUUGGAGUUAAAGGUGGCAAACUUCAGCUAGAUUCCUUCGGAAUUGAACUUGAGAUCCCUCCCGGUGCAAUUGACAGCGAAGCGCCGCAGGAAAUUUCUCUUCGUGUCCUGACAGAUACUCAAAAUCUUGGCAACAGCAAAGAAGAGAUGUCAGUCUGCUGCGGUGUACAGUGUUUAGCCCCUGAUGACUUAGUCCUUAAGUUACCGGUGACUUACACAAUGCCCCAUUGUGCUGUGAUUACACGAUAUUCCAGCGUGAAGGCAGUCUUGUACACGGGAGAAGGAGAAUACUCAACCGAUGCAGUUGUUAAAGAACGAAUUAUGCUGUCGAGGUCUGGAACACCUAGCUGCACCAUCACAAAAGAUGUACUCAAACUGAAGAUGAACCACUUUUCAUGGGCGAAGAUUAAGUUGAUGAUCAAGAAUUUCUUCUUCAAAGAAAAGAAAAUGCGCUGUCGGCCAUUUAAAGAAAAGAACCUAGCCCUACAGAAGACACCUGUCAUCUUACGUGCACACCUCUAUGAUGCCAUAAAAGGGAAUUGCCAGUUGAUAAAAAGACAAGAAGAGGAACAAGAAUUCGUACCUGCCCAUCCAGAACAAGAGAUCGUUAUUCAGGCAGCAGAAAGUGAUCUCAAAAUGACAUGUUACGUAAAGGAGACAAUAAUUGGAAGACCUGCUGUUGUCCCCUUUGAUAAACUUACGAGUGGAGCCAGGAUCUGUAAGCCCUUUGAAUUGGACUUCACCGACCAGCCAGACAUUGUUGCAGUGUCACUGAGAAUAGGACAAAGUGAGAGACUAGAGGAUGAACUCUUAUUUCCUUUGGAUUUCUCAACUCCUAACAGAAGAAAGAGAACUUCUCCACAAGAUCCAGAACAAAUGCAAGGUGCAUCCAGUUCACAGACACAUCGAACAUCACAUGGAAGUACAGGUGAAACUCUGGAGAACAUUUCAGGUGGACAGGAAGACUUUGACGAAAAGCUGACCACUGUUGCUCGAAAAGUUGCCAAGCGUGAAGAGAUAGAUAAUCUCGGGAAGGCUCUUGGCUUUGGGCCAGAUGAUAUCCAGCGUUAUUUCGACACAAACAUGAAGAAUGCAGAUGUAUCAUACAUGGGUACACUAUCAAUGCUCCGAAAGUGGAGAAAGAAGCAAACUGAGGCGAAAGAGUGUGAAGCCCUCAAGGGUGUUUUAAGAAAGGCUGGUCAAAUUCGUCUUAUUGAUGAGCUAUGAGGUAUUUCAUUAGAUGCGAGCUGUAAUAAUAAUACUCAGUUUUUAUAUAUGCUUCUCUAUCGAGGAAUACAUUGUUCCAAUGAUAUAUUUAUAUAAUUGUAUACAUAGAGAGAGAGAGAGAGAGAGAUGAGAGUGUAAUGGUUGCGUAGCUUAAUUAAAGUUCCCCAUUUUUGUAUGGCCUUGAGGGGGACAUCAGAAUACAUUGCCUGCAACUGAAUCAGAUUGCCCCAAGUCGUAAGAUAAGGGAAGUGUGAUUCUCUUGAUGGCAAUAUUUUCAAUAUUCAUAUUCCCCGAAAGUAGAACCAACCAAUAUCACUACUAUCUUUUAUAUAUCGGCCUCAGGUACAUAAUCAUAACUAUUUUGUAUCAAUUACAAGCAUGUGUAAUUGCUUGGUAGUCCCACUUCAGGUCACUAUUCAUAUCAUGCAUGUCAUCUUAACUGAGCAAUUAUGAAGUAAGUCCAUUGAGGCUCACUUUCAUUUACUUUAAUUUAGUAUUGAAAGUAUCCUGCAAUGACAGACAAUUUUGUAAUCAUAUUUGAUGAUUGUACAAUGAUAUUUAUUUCAAAUUCACCUGUCGAAAUUUGUAGUUAGACAAUUUAUCAACUAUCUUUUGUUAUUAUGAUGAGUUUUCUGUGAGCACUAGUAUACAAAGAUACAUGCUGGUGUUGUGCAUGUAAAAAGUAUUUUCAGACAAAAACAGGCUCAUUGUACAUAUUUAUAUGUAAAUUCCUGCCUUGAUGUACAUACAUGCAGUAACUCUUCUAGGAUAGCGCAUCAAUCUACCAUUUACUUGCCAUUGUUUAAAGUGCAUUUUGUGUGUACUUACAUGUAUAUCUAAUAUGAGCUUACUGCCUGUUCAUCAUAUUCUUUCGAGCCUGUGUAUUUUUUUUGUUUACAUGAAUUCAAAUGUUUGCUAUUCCUAUUGCUAUUUUAUGAUAUUUUGUUGGCAUAGACUUUUUGAAAUUUGUAGUAAAUUAUUUAUUGGAAAAGAUUGUGAUUGCAUUGGCUUCAAAAGUAUCAUGCUGCAAGUUUUAAAAUUGAAGAUCCUAGCUUACCCUUUUGUAUCGCCUCUGAAGUAUGGCCUGUAGGCCUUUUUCCAGUAUGCCUCGCAAACCGUUUUUUUUUAUUGUAGAUCACAAUA